This is a messenger RNA of Rana temporaria (common frog), 851 nucleotides long. RefSeq names its product thioredoxin like 4B (gene TXNL4B). Gene Ontology annotation, cellular component: spliceosomal complex; U4/U6 x U5 tri-snRNP complex; U5 snRNP. The record is from RefSeq and is a predicted model, not a curated record. Gene Ontology annotation, biological process: mRNA splicing, via spliceosome. NCBI's taxonomy places the organism in Eukaryota, Metazoa, Chordata, Amphibia, Anura, Ranidae. The transcript has 4 exons. Bases 158 to 607 code for a protein of 149 amino acids.
GGGCGGAAGCCAAGCCUUCACUUCCGCUUCCGGGGUACACAGUGCUGUGUUAUCUGCCUGAAGGAGGACUACAUAUGCUGGAUGCGGGAGGCACUUAGUGUAAUGUGGUCUCUCCCCACUCAGACAUUGGUUUUUGGAUAUCAAUAACGGAGGUACCAUGAGUUUUCUCCUACCAAAACUGACCACGAAAAAAGAUGUGGAUCAGGCAAUUAAAACCACAGCAGAGGUGGUCUUGGUUCUCCGAUUUGGAAGAGAUGAAGAUUUUGUCUGCUUACAACUUGAUGACAUACUUUCAAAGACGUCACAUGAUCUAAGUAAAAUGGCAACUAUUUACCUUGUUGAUGUGGAUAAAGUGCCUGUCUAUCGCCACUACUUUGAUAUCAGUUACAUCCCGUCUACUGUCUUUUUCUUUAAUGGACAACACAUGAAAGUGGACUAUGGAUCCCCAGACCAUACAAAGUUUGUGGGAAGUUUCAAGACAAAGCAAGACUUUAUUGACCUUAUUGAAGUGAUCUACAGGGGAGCAAUGCGUGGAAAGCUGAUUGUACGGAGUCCUAUUGACCACAAGAACAUUCCAAAAUAUGAUCUUCUCUAUCAAGGAGUUUGAAGUGGUUUCCACUCUUAGAAAAUUGUUUUCCUUUGUUACAAAUACUUUCAAAAAGAAAAGAUCCCUGCUACAAACAUCUAACAGAAAUGGUUUUCCAAUACAGUAUUAAAAAAAAAUGUUUUGCCCAAAGUACAUAUAUCAGUUAAACAGAUUGCUAAUCUAAAGUGUUUUUUUUUGUCUGUAAAUACAUUUGCAAUUGUUAUAUUUAUGAAAAUAAAGUAUUUAUUUUCUAAAUUUACCCCAA